AUGGUCCUAAAAAUCAACAUAGAAAAAACCUUAAAAGGCUUUGAAACUCGAAUUAAAGAAUUAGAACAAAGUAAUGAAGAGUUACGUUCACAAUUCAAAUGUUUAGAAGAAAAGAUUAGAGAGCGAGAAGUAGAAACCAAAGCAAAGCAGGAAAUUAUUAAUAAUUAUGAUGAAAAAAAAAAGAAUAAGAAAUCUUGA
This is a messenger RNA of Funneliformis geosporum, 198 nucleotides long. The record is from the annotation of a GenBank genome assembly. NCBI's taxonomy places the organism in Eukaryota, Fungi, Glomeromycota, Glomeromycetes, Glomerales, Glomeraceae.